Messenger RNA from Pangasianodon hypophthalmus (striped catfish), 5250 nucleotides. It is a transcript of the gene rbm14a, whose product is annotated as RNA binding motif protein 14a. NCBI's taxonomy places the organism in Eukaryota, Metazoa, Chordata, Actinopteri, Siluriformes, Pangasiidae. Gene Ontology annotation, molecular function: mRNA binding; zinc ion binding. The coding region runs from base 39 to 1520 and encodes 493 amino acids. Gene Ontology annotation, cellular component: cytosol. The record is from RefSeq and is a predicted model, not a curated record. The transcript has 4 exons.
CAUUCCGUGCGGAGUUAGGUUUUUUUUGCUUGGCUGCAAUGGACGACAGCAGUGUGGUGAAGCUCUUUGUUGGGAAUCUGGCAUCGGAAACAACACAAGAUGACCUAAUAGCACUUUUUGCCCCUUAUGGAAAGCUGGAGACGAUUACUUUACUGAGGCAGUUUGCCUUUGUCCAUCUGCAGGGAGAAGGGGCUGCUGACUGUGCCAUCCGUGGUCUGAAUGGUAUAGAGUUUCGUGGUCGCACCCUUGUUGUUGAAGAGUCUCGAGGAAGGCCUCAGAACUCUAUCAAAGUGUAUGUGGGGAACCUGAGUGCUCUGUGCACUACUGACGAACUGCACGAACUGUUCUCUCGUUUUGGCAACGUCUUGGAGUGUGAAAAAGUGAAAACCAAGCCAAACUCCUCAGUAGGUUACACUUUUGUACACAUGGAGCAUCAAGAGAAUGCAGAGAACGCCAUCGAGGCCCUCCAUGGGACCUCCUACAUGGGCCGCCCACUCUCUGUGGAACUCUCAAAAGUCCAGCAAACCAAACCAGCUGCCAUGUCCAAGGUGCCGUGUGCACGUUGCGGGACACAGGGACACUUCGCAGGUGAGUGUCCCACCAGGCCGCCCAUGGAGCACCAUCAGAGUCAGGCAGCCGUGCUUGCUGCUGCAGCCGCUGCUGCUGCUGGACUUCCUAUUCAAGUACAACAGAGCGUGCACAACUCUUUCUUUAACACCAACACCUCUGAUCCGACAUACGCAGCUCUAAAGGGUCUGACCGAAGCCAGCGGUUCAGAUGGUAAGCCAGUGAGCGCUGCAGUUUAUGGUGCCCUGGCAAGUCAAGUGUACGGUGCUGUGGCUGAUCAGGUCAUCAGCCAGAAAACAGAUGAUUCAGGCUACCCAGCUGCAGGAGAGGCACCAUCAGCCACUACAGCCAUGAACCCUGCCUAUGGAACAAACUCCUCCUAUGCAGGCCCUGCUUAUGGGACCAUGGGUGGGGCGGAGCCUGACCCGCAAGCCGUAUUUGAAGCCGCUCGGCAGCGAUUCAUCGAGCAGGGACAGCAAGUGUUGGCUGAGCAGCAGGCUGUUACUAAAUCAGACCGGGACAGGAGCCCAGUGAGACGUUCUGCUCUGCUGCCUGACCCUGUUCCUCAGCCCAUCAGUGCGGCGAGACCCAAACGCCGUGCUCUGCUGCCCACACCACCUGGAGGACCCGAACUGCCUGCUAUUAAAGAGGGAGACCCUAUUGCGAGGUGCUAUGCAGAGUAUGUCCAGCAGUACCAACAGUACCAACAGUACCACCAGUACCAACAGUAUCAUCAGUACCAGUACUACUAUCCACCACCACCGCCACCCCCACCUCCCCAGAUGCCCACCAUGCCCAUGCCACCUUCAGGGCCGAUGGAUGCAAAUCACUUGGCGGCUCCUGGAACCGGCGCAUCUCCAAGAGCGUAUGAGCCACCUCCACCACACAAGGAUCCCCACCUCCGCAAUCCUGACUACUCCCACCACCACAUGCCAGAGCCCACAUACCGAUAGAGCUCACCACCUCACGUGUGUGUGUGUGUGUGUGUGUGUAUGCGUGUGUGUGUGUGUGCGUGCGUACGUGCGUGCUUGUGUACUUGACAGUGCUGAAUGUGUGUGGCAGUGUUGGUCCUUCUUUAUAAGUGAUAAGGAUAGGGAUGCAUUAAAUCUUUCCAUUGGCUUUAUGUACCAAACUUGUGUUAUUGUUUCAUUAGUCUAUUAAUUAGACCUCUUAUAUUAUGAUAAGUUUAAACAAAUUUGUUGUGCCUAAUCUGACACCAGCCUGUUCCAGGAGCCUUGUGAAUUUCUCAUAGACAGCAAAUGAUACAGUUUUGAGCACAGAGCUUCAUUUGGCUGAUUGGUGGAGGAGUGGUUAAUUAUUUUCAAGCUUUAUGUGCUGUAGUUGUAUGUAACUACAGACUUUUUUAAGGAACCAACAUUAAUGAUUGUUGCAUGAAGGCAGUAGUGGGAAUUUGAAAUACAGAGAGGACCUGUGUGGAUGAUGGUUGAGUGUGCGUGUGUGUGUAUGUCUUUGAAUAUGCCAGAUUGUUGAGAGAAAACACUUUCACUUGCAACAGAGCCACACAAUAACACACAUGAGAUCACCUUCUGUAUCAAAUGGGUGGGAUUUGGCUUUGGGCAGAGACAUACUCCAUCAGUAUCGGCUAAAUAAUACAAUAGAACUUGAUGUGUUUCUGCCCAUUAGGCACAGCCUGAGGGCACAAUACGGCAUGACCUGCUCUCAGCACGAACCUCAACUCCGAUUAUAAAAUUCACCUGUUGGAAUGAGGCUAGGCUACAAAAUGGAUGGCUAGUGAUUGUUAGUCUAUCUAGCAUUCAUCAGCCAGGAAAAAAAAAAGUCUGACUUUUGACUAGUGUAUACUCAUACUUAAUACUUAGUUGUUUUCUUGUUAUUUCCAUAUCUUUAUUGACUCUGGGUUGGAGAUACCUUUUGUAUAGCCUGCAGAUUGUGCUGCAGGACUAUAAAGGAAUAAACUGCCAUUCCUAGCUUUGUAUCCCUCUCUUACAUGGACAAAAUAAUGUGUUCAGGCGGCUAGUGAUGAUUAAUCUCUCAAAUGACUCAAAUUACUUUUUUUUUUUUGUUUGUUUGUUUGUUUUUUGUUGUUUUUUUUUGGUCCAAGACCGCAAAGUCCCCUUUUUCUUUCCUCUAAAGCUUUUGAGUCCCCACUUUUUUCAUGACAGUACAUGUAGUUGCUCAUUUAGAUGGUUUGAUUUUGAGGUUGUAAGGUCUAUUGCAUUAGGCCUCCAGUUGAUUUGAGUUUGAGAAUAAAAUACAGUGAAUAUAAAUAUCUGAUGUAUUUUUGUUCAAAAGAAAAUGUGAUAAACUGGUGGAUAAAGGUUUUCAGGCAGUUUGAAUUAAACUCAGUUCAAUAUAAAAUUUAAUUGGCUCUUUUGCUUUCAAAUGAGGUUCCCUAAUAAGCAGUAUAUUUGAUACUUUUUGUUCAAGUGAUUGUUCUCAUUUGAUUCAAACCUGCCUAUUUAACUUAGAGACUAGAGGAAGGAGUCUACAUGAGGUUUUCAUAACAUCUGACCUGUAAUGUUUUAAUAAAUAAAUAAAUAUGCAGGCUGCCAACACAUUUUCUUCACAGAUCUGCAUAAAUUGCAAGCAAGAACUCAUUGGUUAUUAUUGUAGGGGUUUGGCUUCAGAUGUUAUGGAGAAUGUUGUAGCAUUCCUUCAGUGUGCUUUACAGACCUCAGUAAAAUGAUUGUAAUGAAAAAAAAGGCAGAGAAAUCUCUCUUUAUUUAAUGAUCUUAUGUCCUCUUUCCUUUAGAAUGCACCUCAGACUGUCUUCAGUCUUUCAUUCCAACGCUGAGAGAUGGUGGGGUACUCGCACAAACACAAACACACACACAUGCACAACAUGGUCUCACUGACCUCUAUAGGCCUGGAUACAACAAACCUCUUGUAACAUAAUAGGCAACAGAUUGAAAUGACCUGCAAUAAUUAGAUUAAGUAUUACCAUUUGCAUUUUUCAGUGUAUUAUGUUAGGGGAUUGCUUUUGUUGUGUAUGAUUAACACAUUUCUGAAAGACACCUGAUAGAAAACUUGCAAUGCCUCCUAAGUGUAUCCAGGCCCUGAUGUUUACAAGACUCAAAAGGCAGAUAUUAUAUUGGAGUGGUCAUUGUUUUCACUCAUAACAUUUAGUGGAAUGGUGAUGGAAGGGUAGCUCUUUAUAGUGCAUCAGGCUUCCACACAUUAACGCUAAAUGUCUGUAAAAUUUUUGCUAGAUAUAGUGCAUGACUGGUUACUCGUGCUGUUCUUCCAGCCACAUUUUCCCUUUUCGCUAACUACAGCUAAAAUGGCUCCCGGGCCUCAGGACGCCAAGUUGCACAUGACGGGGGAAGAGAAUUAGAGUCCCACAGUGGCAUGGAUGCACUCCCCAGAAAGGUAAAGCCCUCUGGCCCCAAUCACGCUUGCACCUUGACCAUACACCACUUCCCCUAAAUCAUCUCCUGCUCCAACUCAGCUCAGAUCCAUCUUCUGGCUGAAGAACCUGUACAAAAAAAUGAUGGGGCUGUAAUAGUGCCACAGCUUAGGGUUAGAUAAAAUGACAGUUUUUACAAGCAGAGAAACCAAGUCAUUUAGCUCAGGCACACAAAGUACCCCACGUGAUCUUGGUUUGGUUGUCUGCAAAUGUUUCUUUCUUUCUUUUUUUUUUUAAACAUAUUGGUUAAAGCCCCAGUGGCACAUCCAUUCAGAAGUUACCAUUACCUUUGUAUUCUUUUUGAGGCCAGAAGUUAUGACAGUGUCUUACAAGAAAUCUGCUCACAAAAAUCCUUUUUAAAGAAAAUGGGAACAUGUGAGAUCAGGGGAAAUUGAAUUGUUGGCUUGUUCUGUGGCAUUUCGUGUUUCUUUUAAGCAUUUUCAGUAAGACGAGACGAGAUGUGCGCACACACGCUCACAACUGAGGUUCCCUGGCUGUGCUUUGAACUGUUAAGAAGACAGCACAGCUUUAAGGGGGGCGCAGUGCCAUCCAAAAGGCAAGAGGUGGGGCUGUCGCCUGGUAGGUGAGUAACCAGUGCGCCACUGUCCCACUCAAACCUAUUCCUGCCCGCAAACUCAACACUUCACCUGCCCCAUCACUCUGACCUUUAAGAUUCUAUACAUCUCCAAUUUUAAACACAUGCCUCAGGGAACGAUGCUUUUAGAGUUCACUUUCAGAAAGUAGUCAGGACCAGGGUUGCGUAUGAGGAUUGAUGCAGAAAUUUAAAUGUCUUCAAAACAUUUGUUUAAAAACCUUUCAGAAGGAGUCAGUUGGGUACCUGGAGUUCUGACUGGAUCGGAGUGUCUGACUUUCGAGACCUUCUGAUAACUCCUCCUUAAAUAGUUGAGUCCAACCUCUUCUGAAUUUACAGUUUAACAGUACAUGAGUGAAUCUUGAUGUCAGUUUUGAUAGUUCAAAUUAUUGUUUCCUCAUUGUCCAUGAUGUAUUGCAGCUUCUACUUCAUAUUUCUUUCACUGAUGAUGUGUAUAAGCUGUCAUUUGAACAGCAUGCGUCAUUUUCUAAGUGUGGUUUGAACACGUAAAGCAUUGCUUGUGAUUAAUUUAGGUCAGGAAAUAAUUAUUCAGGGAGUAUGCUUUAGUUGAGCUAAAUGCUACCACUUUUACUGAGAUUGGUUUACUUCUUUUGCUACUGUCCCAGCAAAAAAUGUCAAAUCUUUUUUGUCUUUGUAGUCCUUCUCUAACCUUGUAAAACUAAAUUAAAUACAUUUAUAAAAACUA